GGUCGGGCCGGCGGGUGACGGCGGCGCGGGGGGCGAUGGCGGCGGCGCGGGGCGCGUUCAGCCUGCGGGAGGUUCUCGCCGCCUUCCAGACGUGCGUGACGGAGCGGCGGGAGGUGCUGCUGGGGCCCUACCUGUGCGGCUGGCGGGGGCUCAUCCGGUUCCUGCACAGCCUGGGCGCCAUCUUCUCUUUCGUCUCCAAGGACGCGGUGGCCAAGGUACAGAUCAUGGAGAACUACUGCCGCGGCGAGCAGCGGGAGAAGUACGUGUCGUUGCAGUCCAUGGUGGAGUACGAGCUGGCCAACGGGCUGGUGAACGCCCAGAGGCGGUCGGGGCGCCCUGACUCCGGCUGCCGCACCGUCCUGCGCCUCCACAGGGCCCUGUGCUGGCUCCAGCUCUUCCUGGAGGGGCUGAGAACCGGCCAGGAGGACUCCAGGACGUCCGUCAUCUGCACGGACUCCUACAACGCUUCCCUCGCUACCUACCACCCCUGGGUUAUUCGCAAGGCUGCCACGGUUGCCUUCUGCACGUUACCGCCUCGAAACACGUUCCUUGAAAUCAUGAACGUGGGCACGCCCGAGGAAGCUGUCGCUAUGCUGGGUGAGGCCCUACCCUAUAUCCGCGAUGUCUACGGCAUCACCCAGGAGCUCUUUGCCCAGCAUAAGCUGCUUGACCUUCCUUGACAGGAGGGAUGUUAAAGAGCCACACCACGUUCUGAUAAGCAGGAUGAACCAGGUGAAAACCAGGUGUUUUCACAGACACACAGACAUCUGGUUCUCUGUCUGUUGUCACUCUCCCUUUUCCAGUAUGGAGCUAAUAAGUUGGCAAAGCUAUUCAGGGUGCCUCACUUUAUAAGAUAAAAACAUGUAUCAAUUUUUUUAUAUUUAUGUAUAUCUAUCUAUCUUUGUGUGUGUAGAGCCUCAGCUCUACAGUAAGAAAACACUAUUAGUAUGCGUAAGGGAUUUCUUUUUUCUUCCUGGAUUCACAUUCAACUCGCCAACUAAGCUGGGAGUUGGGUUUUUUUGUUUCUUUGUAAAGCCAAACUCUACAACUUCAGCUUCUAUGUAUUUACAACAAUAGUCAGGACCUUGUGUCACAGCACAACUUUCAGACGUGGUGUCUGAACACAUUUACAAUACAAGUGAGCUCACUUUGCCACUGUUGUUUACAAGCUGUUCCCUCGAAUAGAUCUGGGGAGUUUUGCCCAGUUAUGCUUUAACCUUGAAAAUACAAUCCUGAGUAACAUGUCUGAGAGGAAACACUCCUCCUUGUGGUCACAGACCACAUUUGACUACUGCUGCUAAUUGUGUGUCCCCUAGAAUUAAAGAGGGAAAGGAUGGUGUAUGUCACUACUGUAAGAGAUGGUUCUUCCUUUAUGCAUGGAUCCAUUAAGCAGGACCUUCCUUCUGUGUCACUUCCCCUGCCUGUUAAUCUCUGCUUCACGCAGCUCGGGAUGUGGAACAGUUUUUAGUAUGUUCUGCACAACUACAUAUCCAGCUAAGGCUGCAGGCUGUACCUAAUCUGUUUUCCAGCCAUGCUUCUAAAUGGUGCUCUCAUGUUUGGAGUUUUUUUUUAAAUGAACGUGUAAAAUGCCUACAAAAAUGACUUCUCUGUCUGGGGAGAAAUCUGAACUUGUAUUGUAAGUGACUACUUUGUGAGGCUUAUGGCUUUUACUGUAAAUCACUGCGUAUAAGAGCCAGUGUGCGUAUAUAUUUACACAUGCACACCCCGAAGUAUUUAAAAUGGAGUUUACUUAGCUUUUUGAAAGCUGAAAAAGCACUAUUUGUUAGUUCCAGAUGACAUGAGUAUUUGGGGAAGGAGGGAGAAUACCACAGGCUGCAACCUGUUUUGAUUGUACCUCAGAUAGAAGGAGUUUUGGCAUAACAUAACACUGAAUGAUUCUGGAAAUAACCAUUAUCUCAUGGACAUUAAAAUUAUAUUAAUAACAUGUUUCUGAAGAGUCUCCUCUAUAGGAAUGCUUGCUUGCUUUGUGGUGUUGGAAGGCACGUGGACUUAGAGUGUUAUCUAUCCGUAUCUUGUCCUUCACUAGCAGAGUCUGUUUCAUUUACCUAGCGAUCAGAUGUGAAACCAACUGUCAGGAGUAACGCAGAUGAAGUUAGAUGCUGUGUACUGAGCUCCUAUUCUGAUUAGUCACGUCUGUCAACAACAUCUUUUGCCUGAAGAGAGGAAAUGUAAUUUCCUUGAACAUCCUAAAUGGAGGUUUAGUGCUAUGCUGUGAAAAAACAAGUAUCAUUCCCUUCUGCUAAGACGACCUUAAAAUGAUUACAUAGUUCCAUAGCAUAAAUCCAUAUAUUAAAAUGGAGUAGUUCCAUGUUACAAACUAAAGAAUAUCUCUUGCUGGACUUCCCUUGCUGUCUGAUAUAGAUAGAUCUGGUAUUUCAUCCCUGUAGUCUAUUAAAUGCCUUAAAUUAUGUCAAGUAAUGUGUGUCAAGUGAGAAAAUGUUUUAGAUCUCUUGGGAGUUUAAUGCAGAAAUGGUAGUUUGACCACAUGGGAAAAUUACUUUUUCUCCCUUGUCACAUUCAUUCUCAACUGUUCUUCUUAAGAGAUAAACAUUAAUGUUGAAAAUGAACUUGCAUUUUUCCAUUAAAGAAUCAAACUUACUUAGUAGGGAAAAAACUUUGUUGUAAGUUUAUAAUCAGUCAUUUUGUUCAAAGUAUGCUUCAAGUAAAAUACACCUUUCCAUCAGUCUGCAUGCUCUUAUUUAAACAAAGUAUUGCCUAACGAUAACUUUAUGUUCCUGGUGUCCUGCUCUCUCUCCAAAUGAUGGGAACCUUUUUAACAGCCCCACUUAGUUACCACUGAGGAAAACUAAGGUCCCGCACUUGGCUUCGGGGCAAGUUCAGAGUCGCAGCUUUCACUACGGGGGCCACAUUCAGAGAAGUAAAACCUUCACCCCCAGUGACUGGUGUACUUGAGAGCUGCAACGCCACACGGAUUCACUAGAGGGAGUUUGAAUAUUUUGCAAACAAAAGCCCAUCACAUAAAUUGUCGUUUGCCUGAAGUACUCAUAUACUUAGCUUUCUACAGCGUACUUGCUUCUCUUCAUACACGGAAGAAUAUUCUAGCCUCGUAGAAAAAGUGGUAUAUCACUUUGGCAGCAUAAGCAGUUUUUAGGAUACAGUAUAAAUAUGUAAUAAGCCAAUAAAACACAGUAAAUA
Molecule: messenger RNA, 3177 nt
Organism: Grus americana (Whooping crane)
Lineage: Eukaryota; Metazoa; Chordata; Aves; Gruiformes; Gruidae
Gene: CPTP
Product: ceramide-1-phosphate transfer protein
Exons: 2
Coding region: 36-680 (214 amino acids)
Biological process (GO): intermembrane lipid transfer; ceramide transport
Cellular component (GO): cytoplasm; membrane; cytosol
Molecular function (GO): ceramide 1-phosphate binding; ceramide 1-phosphate transfer activity
Source: RefSeq, a predicted model, not a curated record